GCUUGAGUCUAACCGAUCUACUAACCCGAAUAGCAAAAGAAUCGGGCUGGAUUAUCCAAAUACCUCAAUUUUUCCCCCAAAGCCAAACCCUAACAAAUUGGAUCAAACUAUUACCUUAAAUCACAUACCCUAGCUAAAAUUCUUGCAUUUUUACUAUCUCCCUUCUUCUCCUUUUUUUGUACUACUGAAGCUGGUAAAAGGAAGAAACUUUACAAUUCUUGUGUUUUACCCAGGCUUGAUCUGGAGAAAUGUUGAUGGGACAUGCAGAAGGGGUUCCAAAACUAGGUUCGUCGACAAAUUUACUUCUUUCUGAUCCUGAAUCAGAGUCGGACGGAGACGAAGAAGCUGAUACUCCUGAGAAAAUACUAUACAUGGCUUCUUUUGAUGAACUUGGAGCGGAAAGUGUUCAGUAUGACACUAUAAUAUGGCUCUCUAUAUCGUUGCUACUGGUUUUAGCUUGGGGGGUUGGAAUAAUUAUGUUACUCUAUCUGCCCAUUCGAAGAUAUGUGCUUAAAAAGGAUAUUUCGUCACGCAAACUUUACGUUACUCCAGAUGAAAUUGUUUACAAGGUGUCAAGACCUUCGUUUAUACCGUUUUGGGGAGACAUAAAAAUUGAAAAGCACGUUCCUCUUCCUUUAGUGAUAGAUAUCAUUAUUGAGCAAGGCUGCUUGCAGGCAAUGUUUGGACUACACACCUUCAGAGUUGAAAGUAUAGCUCGUGGAAAAGCUGCACCAGUUGAUGAACUACAGGUGCAAGGUGUACAUAAUCCUGGACUCCUAAGGAAGGUCAUCGUAACUGAAGCAUCAAAGGUCAUACAUGUUGGAAGGAGUUGGAGACCUGUGGUUCAAGGUGGUGAUGGUGAAAGUAUUGCUCGUACGGAGGCUUUAACUGGGGCUCAAGCUGUUUUGAGAUCACCAUCUACAACUUCAAGGCUGACGGGCUCUCCGCCCCAUGCUUCACCGGAUCACAGGAGUUUUGUACCUUCUGAUCUUCUGCUUCAUAAGCUUGAAGAAGUUAAUAAAUCAGUGAAGAAAAUUGAGUUUCUUAUCGAGAAGUCCCCGGCCACCCCAGGAAGCAGUUAACGGCGUUGAUAUAUGCCUGUGACUUCGCGUCUACAACAUGAGCGCGUAAAUGAACCAGAAAAAGUUGCUUACCUAGAAACUCUCAAGCAAUCCAGGAAACAGCUAUUGGUGGUCGAUUUGUGGCUUAUUGGCUUUUCUUCGUAAGAGUUAUGUAACCAGAAAAAAAAAAUGGCAUGCAACUCUAAAAAGCAGCUAAUAGGAUAUCUAUGCCUCAUUGCCUUUGAGCCAUAAGAUGUCACCUUCUGCAGUGCAAAUUAACUGGUUUAAGCCAUUGGGUGUGUGGUCUUCCCGAUGGUUUUGAGCUAUGUAUAUAUCUAGUGGGGCAUUUGAAACAUGAGCCUAAAUCAAAGUUUUUGGUUCAUUUCGUUGUAUUUGCAGAGAAUAAUAUGAAUUGGAGGCCAAAAGAGCCUUGUAGUUAGUAUGUCCAAUUUUGAGAUGCAUGGUUUUUCUCUCUU
Molecule: messenger RNA, 1537 nt
Organism: Lycium ferocissimum
Lineage: Eukaryota; Viridiplantae; Streptophyta; Magnoliopsida; Solanales; Solanaceae
Exons: 7
Coding region: 249-1082 (277 amino acids)
Source: RefSeq, a predicted model, not a curated record